Molecule: messenger RNA, 2587 nt
Organism: Botrytis cinerea B05.10
Lineage: Eukaryota; Fungi; Ascomycota; Leotiomycetes; Helotiales; Sclerotiniaceae
Exons: 1
Coding region: 527-1987 (486 amino acids)
Molecular function (GO): hydrolase activity, hydrolyzing N-glycosyl compounds
Source: RefSeq, a predicted model, not a curated record
GAAUAAGGAGACUAGAGGGACCGUCUUAUUGCUCUGCUUUGUUACUUUACUAGCUAGAUGAUUGAGCAGAGCGCCUAGGAGAACGUCAGCUUCUCAGCCUUGGGCUACCUUGUCAUUAUUCGGUCAUUAUCCAUUCAACUUCUAUUCUCCUGGGAACAUUCGCCAUCAUCCGAAGAAAGUAGGAAGUUCCCAUAACUGGCCUGCAAACAGUCCUAUUGUGCACUGCCCGAGUAAUCUACCUCAUCCGCCCACUAGGUACCCAUUUGUCUUUGCAAUUAUUGUACGUUAGUCUCGUGCCGCAGCAAACUAUAUGGCCCUUGGACGUCUUUAGCCCCAUGAAUACCCAGGCCUUUGAAUUACACCAUUCAGUCAUUCAAACAAAUUUGCAGCUUUUCAAUGUGAAUCAUCCCUCUUUGAUUGAUCAUAUUUGAUUCAUCAGGGUUUGACCUUUGUUAUACGAUGACCGUUAUGACACAAGACUUUUGAAACAUAAGGUUACUUAGUUUCUUCCCACAUCGUUUUCAGAAUGGAUUCUUCUACUUUAUACAUCCCCAAAAUCCACAAUAUUCUAUACCAUAUCACACCAAAGCUGGGAACCUUCUUUCAAAAACACAAUAUGACUGUUCUAAAAAGUCAUAACUCUAUUCCGAAUGGUCUCAACAACAUAGAGACGGGGGUCUAUCAGAAAAUCAUAGAUGCUGUCAGUACCUUGCGUAAACAAAACUUUGACAUCCCUCACGUCGUUGUCAUCACAGAUGUCGGCAAAGACUAUGAUGAUCUUGCAGCUAUGAUUCUUUUGAAGGAACUUCAUCGUCUUGGUGCUAUAAAACUCGAAGGUUUUAUAGCUAACCUACUACCGGAAGACGCAAGGGCACACCUCGCACGCCAAUCUCUCGAUCUUCUAGGUCUUGAGGAUAUACCUGUUGGACAAGGCACCAGAGGCACUGAAAAAAACAUUUCUCCAGAUUUAUAUGAAUUUCCUGUAAGCGUCAUGGGGGAAAAGCCUUAUCCAAAGCAAUCUAGCGGCCUAGAUCUUUUGCAGCAGCUCAAGAAUAACGCCGAGAGAGACAAUUACAAGUUAACAUUCUUGCUUAUAUCUUCUUUACAAGACAUUUCUGAGUUUGAACGAUCAUUACGGCCAAAGGAUUCCUCACAAAUUCACCCCUUGAAGCAUGUGAUAGCCAAGGUUGUCUUACAAGGUAACUACAGACUCGAUCAAGCCAGAGAUGACACCAAAGAGCUCGCAAGCCACAGUAUCCUAAAGGCUGACCAAGGGGCUGCCAACAAUGACUUUCAUUGGUUAUCUGCGCAAGGAUUCCAUUCAUUUCUGGAUCGAGAAGAAAUCCCUUCAGUGGUGUACAACAAGAUCGCAGCCUAUGGCACACCAUUAAGACCUACUAUAUUUUCAGAAAUGGCCGAAACUGGACAAACUUUGGGAAUCGCUUUGAGAGAUAUAGAAGCACCCCAAAAUAUACUCUACUACAAAGGCGCCUGUAGGAUGAUCAAUGGGAAGUCUGCUCCAAUUAUGAAGGGUCGCGACCAGCAGUGGUUCUUACUGAGAAGAACCACUUAUUUCGACACGAGAGAACGCGAAAUGAACCCCGAAUUGCUUCCGGAUCCAGAGAGUGAAGAAAUUGUGGAGUAUUGCAAAGUUAUAGUCUAUGAUGUGCUAGCUGCUCUAGGCACAUGUCCUGAGGCUAUCUUGGAUGCGUUAGAUGUUCUUCAAACUCCCGAUUAUGAGAGACAACCGGAUCACAACAAGCUACAUCGUGUUGUGGGUAUCACUCCGAAGAUGAAUUCAGAUACUGCUACCCAGGAAGAACUUGAUGCGGCGGCUCAAUUGGAUGAAGGCGAAGAGAACCCAUUCAAGUCUCCAGCAAGUACCAAUGCAGAGACCAUGAAGAAUGUGAUUGAGGCGCUGCUAAGAGGAGCUUUGUUGGAUUGUAAAGCUAAAGGUAUCGGACAAGCAAAGGUUAAGGAUAGGUGAGAAGGAAAGCGAUAUGACGUUCCAUGAAUCUACGCUUGAUUUUUGGACUAGGGAGAAUAUUGGAGUUCAAGGUUUGGGAACUGGAGGUCAGAAAUUGGGAGUUCGAGAUUCAAUUUAAAUCAUUUUGAUGGCGUCCUUCCAUUCUUCAAGUGGCACCUUGCACAUCUUAUUAUUCGAGUACGAUGAGUUUAUAUGGUUGCACUCCAUAUGUUCAAACCAAAUUAAGACACUCAUAUAUGUACAAAUACUUUGCUGGCGAGUGUUCACUUCCGGCGAGAAAUGGUUUUCAGUUAUCAAGACAAAAUAGGGGUGGGUAAGCUAAAGUCAAAUUUAGUAAGACUUAUCUGGGUGGAAAUCUCCCUUGAGUUAGUUGGGCUAGAUAUAACUGUCUAUUACACGUGGAAAUGGGAGGGUAGGGCACUGAAAGCCAAGCCGACAAUCUUAUUCAUGAAUUUGAUCUGGCUCGGAAACCACUACCUUUCGGUAUCUUCCAUAGCGUUGUGCAUCAAUAGGGGAAUAUUACAGAAUUUUCCUAAAAUCAAUGAAGCAUGCAUUAACAUUGAAUUGUAUAGUAAUAAUCUAUAUCAAUUUCGAAAGUCA